Messenger RNA from Bemisia tabaci, 1031 nucleotides. Lineage: Eukaryota; Metazoa; Arthropoda; Insecta; Hemiptera; Aleyrodidae. The record is from RefSeq and is a predicted model, not a curated record.
AAAUUUCAAGCAGAAUUCGUUGUUCAGAACGUCAAACCCACUCGAGAAAGCAAAUGCAGGUGAUUUGACGAUUUUUCCCUGACAUUUCCCGGUUUUCCCGGUAAUUCCUUACCGUGGCAACCCUGGGUAUUUUCUCCAUGCAUAGGUCCAUACUUCUACGUAUUUUAUGCUCUAGUGAUAUCAUACAUUUUGUUUCAGUUGCUCUGGUCACGCUGGCUCUCUGGUCAUUCUGUGCAUCCAAUGUAAAUGCCCAAAACUAUAAACUGAGCGAAUUAACGUGGCACCCUGGUACGUAUUACAAAUGCACCCACCCUGAUAUGCAUUUUUUGGUGGUGGACAGCGAAAUUUUAAUCUACACGAUGGAUCACAGCGUCACUAAAACCUACACGACCGUCGUUGAAGUCAAUAAAAAGUCUGCAUUUGCUAAUGGAGUCUACGUGAAGGAAAAGAUAAUCAGAAGGAGCGGGAAUUUCAAUGCGAACGUGGGGGCCGCAAUGGCGAAAAGUCUCAUCGGAAAAAGAUUGCCGUACGACAAGCUGAGAUGUAACGGGCCCAGGUACAUCUCGUACUUCCUCCACGGUGAGAUCCUUACAUCGUGGAGUGACAAGUUCGCCCACGGUGGGCUGAGUCCCGACUGUCCACUACAGAGGUCCCUCCAUGGCCUCACCGUCCACCAUGUCACGGACCCCAAAUUCGAACUGCAAGACAACCGGGGUAACAUGAUUCCGGUGGACUCCUUGGAGGAUUAUCCCAGCUACGAAAGUAUUUACGGUUAUCUCCGCCAUGCUCCGACGUCUCCGACAAUGCGGCAACGCUCGAGCAGCCCUGUCCGCAGAGGUAGCUCAUUUCUCAGCCGAAGUAGGAGAUUCUUAACCCGGAGUCGAAGUUUAUUUUUUUUCCGAACCAGCUCUCAAGCCAAUAAUAUCCAGAUGCCAAUUGGACCGACUUCAUCAGGAAGGAGCCGACAAGCAUCAAUUCGAAACUGAGAAAAAGAGGUUUGAAGUUUUAUUCCUGCACAGAGACAAGAGACC